Messenger RNA from Drosophila gunungcola (fruit fly), 3458 nucleotides. It is a transcript of the gene Hdc, whose product is annotated as histidine decarboxylase. Gene Ontology annotation, molecular function: histidine decarboxylase activity; pyridoxal phosphate binding. Gene Ontology annotation, biological process: L-histidine catabolic process; histamine biosynthetic process. The record is from RefSeq and is a predicted model, not a curated record. The transcript is spliced from 8 exons. NCBI's taxonomy places the organism in Eukaryota, Metazoa, Arthropoda, Insecta, Diptera, Drosophilidae. Bases 108 to 2669 code for a protein of 853 amino acids.
ACUCAUUGCGAACCGAGACGCUUGCAGAUAAGUUCUUAACCCCCGAAUUGUGUGCGACAAUUGCAGAGUAUUUACGUCAGCAAGGGUUAAAGCGAGGCGAUUGCAGCAUGGACUUCAAGGAAUACCGCCAAAGGGGCAAAGAGAUGGUAGACUACAUAGCGGACUAUCUAGAGAACAUAAGGGAGCGCCGCGUCUUUCCGGACGUAAGUCCCGGCUAUAUGCGACAAUUGCUGCCGGAAUCGGCUCCGAUCGAAGGUGAACCCUGGCCGAAGAUCUUCGCGGAUGUGGAGCGGAUCGUGAUGCCCGGCAUAACGCACUGGCAGUCGCCGCACAUGCACGCCUACUUCCCAGCCCUCAACUCGAUGCCUUCGCUACUGGGCGACAUGUUGGCGGACGCGAUCAACUGCCUGGGAUUCACCUGGGCCAGUUCGCCGGCCUGCACCGAACUGGAGAUCAUAGUCAUGAACUGGCUUGGCAAGAUGAUCGGCCUGCCGGAUGCCUUCCUCCACCUGAGUUCCCAGAGUCAGGGCGGCGGAGUGCUCCAGACGACGGCAAGUGAGGCCACUCUCGUCUGCCUGCUGGCCGGACGCACUCGGGCGAUCCAGCGAUUCCAUGAGCGACAUCCGGGAUACCAGGAUGCGGAGAUUAACGCCCGACUGGUGGCCUACUGCUCCGACCAGGCGCACUCCAGUGUGGAAAAGGCAGCACUUAUUGGACUCGUCAGGAUGCGGUACAUCGAGGCGGAUGAGGACCUGGCGAUGCGCGGCAAGCUGUUGCGCGAGGCCAUCGAGGAUGACAUUAAGCAGGGCCUGGUUCCCUUCUGGGUCUGCGCCACGCUCGGCACCACCGGCAGCUGCAGCUUCGACAACCUGGAGGAGAUUGGCUUGGUGUGCUCGGAGCACCACCUGUGGCUCCACGUGGACGCCGCGUACGCCGGCAGUGCGUUCAUCUGCCCGGAGUUCCGCACCUGGCUGCGCGGCAUCGAGCGGGCCGACUCGAUGGCCUUCAACCCGUCCAAGUGGCUGAUGGUGCACUUCGAUGCCACCGCGUUGUGGGUGCGCGAUAGCACCGCCGUCCAUCGGACCUUCAAUGUGGAACCGCUGUAUCUGCAGCACGAGAACUCCGGGGUGGCGGUGGACUUUAUGCACUGGCAGAUACCGCUGAGUCGUCGGUUCCGUGCGCUGAAGGUGUGGUUUGUCCUGCGGUCGUACGGGAUCAAAGGACUGCAGCGCCACAUUCGCGAGGGCGUGCGUCUGGCCCAGAAGUUCGAGGCCCUCGUGCUGGCCGAUCACCGGUUCGAGCUGCCUGCCAAGCGGCAUCUGGGCCUGGUGGUCUUCCGGAUCCGAGGCGACAACGAGAUCACCGAGAAGCUGCUGAAGAGGCUCAACCACCGCGGCAACCUGCACUGCAUCCCAUCAUCGCUGAAGGGACAGUAUGUCAUCCGGUUCACCAUCACGUCGACGCACACGACCCUGGACGAUAUAGUGAAGGACUGGAUGGAGAUACGGCAGGUGGCCUCCAUGGUGCUAGAGGAAAUGAAUAUCACCAUCUCGAACCGCGUCUAUCUCAAGGAAACCAAGGAGAAAAGCGAAGCGUUCGGCUCGAGUCUGCUGCUCUCGAACUCUCCGCUGUCGCCCAAGGUGGUCAAUGGCUCCUUUGCGGCCAUAUUCGAUGCGGACGAGUUUCUGGCCAAGACCUACGCGGGUGUCCGGAUAGCGCACCAGGAAUCGCCAUCGAUGCGACGACGUGUUAGGGGCAUCCUCAUGUCAGGCAAGCAGUUCUCGCUGGACUCGCACAUGGACGUGGUGGUUCAGACGACUUUGGACGCGGGCAGUGGUGAAUCUCGGACCGGCACCACUAACUCUUACGGCCGCACCACCUCCACGGGCCAAACAAACGCCGAGAGGCAAGUGAGCAUCCAGGAGGACAACGAGGAGUCGCCGGAAGAAACUGAGUUGCUGUCACUGUGCAGGACCAGUAAUAUACCCACACCCGACCAUGACCACGACCAUGCCCACUCCCUGUCCACUCCCAGCCGCAGUUGCAGCUCCACACCCCACUCGUACCCGCAUUCGCCCUCCACCCACCACUCCCCGCCAGCCAAUCAAUUUCGACCUAUUACCUUGUGUGGGUUGUCCAGCCAAUGCCCGCACUCGAUCCCCCUUCCCGCGCCCCUGCCCCAUCGCGAUGUCACCGUGUCCGUGGAUAGCCUCCUGACCCCCGUCACCACCUGCAACGUGUACCAUGGCAAGCGAUUUCUGGAGCCCCUCGAGAGUCUCGCCCAGAGCAGUGCUUCCUUCAGCAGCAGCAUCUUCCGCCUGCCCACGCCCCUUGCCACGCCCCUGGCCACGCCCACCCUGGAGACGCCCGAGGAUCCGGACUGGCCGGCCAAGACCUUCAGCCAACUGCUGCUGGAACGCUACUCCUCGCAGUCCCAAUCUCUCGGAAAUUCGUCGACGGAGAGCAGCAGUCUCAGUGGCGGUGCCACGCCCACACCCACGCCCCUGAGCAGCCUCGAUGAUCUGGUGACCCCAUUGCUGCAAUCCUUCGCCUCCCCCUCCUCGCAACCGAUGCUCUCCGCCCAUGGAAUCGGGGAGGGGCAGCGGGAACAGGAUCACGACUCGGAUGCAACCGUUUGCUCGGCCACCUCGUCGAUGGAAUCACUUUAGUCCUAGGUCAACACCCUACGAACGCGAAUUCUUCAUUAUAAUUUGUUUAAGAACCGGACUAUUUAAACAUGCCUAUAUUUUUUUUUUGGGAAAAAUCAUCUAAAAGACGAGUUAAGAGCACUAUAUUUUAAAGGUCAUGUUUUCUUAAAUUUAUGUGUGGUGGACUCCUCUUUUAGGCCAUGGUUUAUAAAAUUUAAGUAAUAUUGUUUUUUCAGUCUAGGCAGUUUCACCUUAGAAACUGUAGUUUACACAUCUAAUUUAAGUCUUGCCGCAUUCCUAUUAUAAAAUUUUGUAUUGGAUUAACAAAUGUAAUCUACAUUUUGAAGGUAAAGGUUUAGUUGGUCGAAAGAUUUACAUUUAAUCCAAUCAUAACCCACCGUUUUUGAAUGAAGCGGAAGCACUAGUAAUAUAUAUGUUCCAAGAGAUUAAAUUCGCCAAGAAAAAAAUCUAGCUCCAAUCUAAAGAAUUCUUAGAUUCCCUACGAUAUCUCAGCAUAAUUGUACAUAUAUGUGAGUGUGAUUGGGGAGAGGGACAAGUCAUCCAACGCUGCUGUGCAAUCAAUCAAUAAUGCAAGCGAUCGAAGUUUCAAUGCUGAGCCGUACGUUAUAUACAUAAUUUGCAUGCCUAUAUCUAUAUCCUAUUGUAAGAUAACUGAUUAGCGGUCAACUAGUUUUGAUGUCAGUCAGCAGACAUCAGGAUUAGGUAACCAGAAAACUCCACAACUAACCGGCUUACAUAUAUCCAUGUUUAAUCAAUGUAAAAGUGAUUAAAGUUUCAAGGUUCCAGUUA